AUGGCAGAUGGAGAGUGGGAUGGCGAUUUUGAUCCACUUGCUGAUCCAGACGAGCAAAAACAUCUCUUGUCUGUACUAGACUCUUUCCGGUCAUACCGGCGUCUCGCUCACUUUAAUGCAACCCACGUCCGCCGUCAAGCCUUCUAUUCCCUCCCGUCAGAGCACUGGGGUCUCCUAUCUAGGCCUCCUUUCUCCAUCCUGGACUCCCUGUCACAGCUCGACGAUCUUAUCGACUCCAAUGCGGAGCUCGCAGAAGCCAUCUUCAAAGUCGGAUUCAAGGCCUUCAUAGCGCCGGCGCUCGAUAGCGAGUGGGUUGCCAAAAUUGUCGACCAAAAAAGCGUCCAUGAUGAGUUUUUAGUCUACUCCACCGUUAUGGAUCACUUGACGUUUCGGACCACGCAAGAGAGCUUUCAAAAUGAUGUCGACAAAGCGAGGAGCACCGUUCAUCAAUUCUAUCGGGACUGGAGUGUGGCAGGGGCGGCUGAGCGGGCCAAGUGCUUCGAUCCGGUUGUGAACGCUCUUGAAGAAGAAUUUGCGCAACGGCUCAAAGAGAGCCCAGGGCUCGACAAAGCCGAAUUUAAAGUGUUGUUACCCGGUACCGGUCUCGGACGCCUCCUCCUCGACAUCUGCCGUGCCGGCUUCUCUGUCGAAGGAAACGAACUGUCAUAUCACGCCCUCAUCGCCAGCUCCCUGGUCUUGAAUCACACUAAAACUAUCGGGGAAUACAAAAUUGCUCCCUUCGCUCUGCAAUGUUCCAAUCAUCUCAGUCGUGGCGACCAAUUCCGCACGUUCCAGGUCCCAGAUAUCCACCCGGGAGUAGAGCUCGAGAAGGCCUCAGAAGGUAGGAAAGUUCCUGCAAGUGAGCGGAUGAGUAUGGCAGCGGGCGAUUUCUGCGUUUUAUACAGUAUACCGAGUGCCAGAGACACCGUUGAUGCGGUAGCUACUGUUUUCUUCAUCGAUACCGCGCCGAACAUCAUUCGAUACAUUGAAGCUGUAAAAAAUUGUUUAAAGGUCGGAGGGAUCUGGAUUAACUUAGGCCCGCUUCUCUGGCAUCAUGCAUCGAGACUACAAUGCUCUGGGGAGGAACAUGAAGAGAAGUCGAAGUCGGCAAACAAGCAUUUAGGUGCUGGGAUUGCCGAUCCUGGAUCAGUUGAACUAACAGAUGAAGAGGUUGUCCAACUGGUUGAGCAUUUUGGUUUCACCAUAGAGAAACAUGAGACGGGCCGAAUUGAGACUGGAUAUAUCUCGAAUCCUGAGAGCAUGUUGCAGAAUAUCUACCGACCAUCUUUCUGGAUAGCAAGGAAGAACGACAUUGCAAUCAGCAUUUGAAAUGGGAAUUGAUUGCACAUCUGUGCUAGCUGUGCUCCAGGACCCGGAGCCCGAAAGUGCUCUGCACAAGCUGAGCGAACCAUAUCCCAGCCAAUCGGAUACGAGUGUUUUCGAUAACGACCAGCAUAUGCCAAGGCUAGCCACCAAUAGAAGUUUUCCGAAUCCAUCAACAUGAUCAGCGACCCAAGAAGCAUCGAUGUAUAAGGCUCUUUUCGUUUACAACGGGCAGGCAGAGCGAACACGAGGGAUGCAACUCGACGCAUGUCCGUAUUAGGGUCCACCCUUUCCGAGGCUGCCAUCCACGUUCAACUGCAUGAUUUUCUUUAAACAGUUUCUGGGGAAUUGUUCGCAGGUAUCAGCUCUGAUAAAAGUCAAACUAUAUAUUUGAGGCAUGGCUGCAAAUGAACCACAUAGCUAUCAAGGCUACCUC
Molecule: messenger RNA, 1759 nt
Organism: Lindgomyces ingoldianus
Lineage: Eukaryota; Fungi; Ascomycota; Dothideomycetes; Pleosporales; Lindgomycetaceae
Product: methyltransferas-like protein
Exons: 2
Coding region: 1-1329 (442 amino acids)
Molecular function (GO): S-adenosylmethionine-dependent methyltransferase activity
Source: RefSeq, a predicted model, not a curated record